This is a messenger RNA of Ophidiomyces ophidiicola, 720 nucleotides long. RefSeq lists its product as uncharacterized. The transcript has a single exon. The record is from RefSeq and is a predicted model, not a curated record. The coding region runs from base 1 to 720 and encodes 239 amino acids. Lineage: Eukaryota; Fungi; Ascomycota; Eurotiomycetes; Onygenales; Onygenaceae.
AUGCCCCCGCCGCACCUCCCGCCGCACUUCUCGCCGGGCCCGCUGCAGGUCUCAUACGCCAGCAAGCGCCAUGCCGCCAAACGCCCGCGCACCGACGACGGCGGCGGCGGCGGCGGCGAGCCUGGAGAUGCCAGCACCAGCCUGGGCCUGGCUAUGCUUGCUGACUCUGCGCACGGCGAAGAUGCGCCCUCCGCCGACCUGCUGAUGGCCGCCCAUCACCACUCCCACGCCCACCAUACCCAUCACUCGCACCACCACGUCCCGCACGAAUACCAGUCCCCACCCCUCCACCACUCGCAGCAUCCCCAGCAGCAGCAACAGCAACAGCAACAACAACACCACCACCACCGACUGCCCUCGCAGGCUACACUCGCCGGCGGCCCGCCCGGCUCCGGCAGCGCCGGCGGAGACGCAGACCUGGGGUCGCCCGGGGGCAGCGCGGCGCCGGGCUCGCAGAGCGUCGUGGGCCAGCCUGGCAUGCCCGACCCGGCGCCGCGGCCGCGCGGGCCCAAAUUGAAAUUCACGCCCGAGGAGGACCGGCUGCUGGUGGAGCUGAAGGAGAACAAGAACCUGACGUGGAAGCAGAUUGCCGACUUCUUCCCGGGCCGCACCAGCGGCACCCUACAAGUGCGCUAUUGCACCAAGUUGAAGGCGAAGGCCACCGUCUGGACGGACGAAGCGGUAAGUCCAAAAAGCAAACACCCCAGAAAAAAAGAGUAA